Molecule: messenger RNA, 4065 nt
Organism: Rhincodon typus (whale shark)
Lineage: Eukaryota; Metazoa; Chordata; Chondrichthyes; Orectolobiformes; Rhincodontidae
Gene: rigi
Product: DEAD (Asp-Glu-Ala-Asp) box polypeptide 58
Exons: 19
Coding region: 406-3195 (929 amino acids)
Cellular component (GO): cytoplasm
Molecular function (GO): zinc ion binding; double-stranded RNA binding; single-stranded RNA binding
Source: RefSeq, a predicted model, not a curated record
AGUGCGACGCCGUCACUUACUGCGCUUGUGUGAUGGUGUCACCCCCUCACAGGCAGUGGCUUGUCCCCAGACUGAGCCUAAGAGGUAGGGAGCGGGGCGGGUGGGGGCUUAAGUGGGAAUAACUCGAGCAAAUGUUCACGGUCGGAUCCAGGAGGAAGAGGAGAAGGGGGGUGCGGGAUGCUAUAGCAUUUAAGGAAAAAGAAAAGAAUCGCAGUUACAAUACUGUAUAAUUCGAGCGAAGUGUGUGGAGGAUCGGGGAGUGAGCGGCUGCAGCAGAUCUUCGUCCAAGCGGCAUUUGAUUUCCUGGAAAUUACACUGUGUGGGCGGAGUCGCCAGCUGAUAUUUAGUUGCAUGGAAGUCGUGUAGGCGGAAGAGGAUUCCAAAACAUUGCACCUACAACAGUCGAUGUUAAAAAGAUUUAAAAUGACCGAACUCCACAAAGAAAACUUGAAAUUAUGGCGACGUUACAUCACUAGUAUCCUUCGCCCUACAUACAUUCACGGAUUCCUCACGACUUUCUUUUCUCCAGUUGAUACUGAGCAGAUUUUAUCAUUGGAAGAAAAAUCAGUCAUAAAGUCUGCAGAGCUCUUUCUUGAGUGUCUGCUUAAAUUGGAAGAGCAAGGAUGGUAUCGAGCAUUUUUAGAUGAACUACGAGAAGCAGGUUACACUGGACUACAGCAAGCUAUUGAAAAUGCUGACUUCACUGAAAUUGCAAAACUGGAGGAGCCUAAAAAAUUACUGGACCGCAUCUUGCCAUCAAUUGUUUCUAAUAUAAGACCGUGUGAAGUUAUUCAUUUUAUGCCAACAUGUCUCCGACCCAGAGAAUGUGAAGAAAUUGAACAGAUUUCAAAACGCAAAGGUUCCACGGCUGGAGCACAGAAACUGCUUGAUUGUUUACAAAGGUCUGACAAACAAAACUUUUUCAAGGAAUUUCGCCUGGCUUUGGAGAGGUGCAACUGUGAUGCAGUGACCUUGCUCUUGUCUCCAGAUUCAGUUGAGAUGAAAACAAUUGAGGAAAACAGUAGCAAUUCUAUGAGCAAUGAUGUGGAAAUGCAUUAUUCAGAAGAGGCAGAAAGCAUGAACACUUGCAGUGCAGUAGUCAGCAAUACAGAAAAGUUUCAACAAAACUCAGCAGCUCUGGAGAAUUUACGAUUGAGAGACUAUCAAAUCGAGCUGGCAGAACACGUAGUUGAUGGCGACAACACAAUCAUUUGCGCUCCUACAGGAUGUGGAAAAACCAUCGUCGCCCUCUACAUCAGUGAGGAUCACCUUAACAAAGCUCCCAAGGGUGUGAAAAGGAAAGUUGUCUUCAUGGCUACCACAGUUCCUGUCUACGAACAACAAUACGACUUGUUCCAGAAACACUUCCAGAAAACUAGCUACGAGGUGUGUGGACUGUGUGGUGAUACAGCGGACAGCUCUCCAGUGCAAAUGUUGGUUGAGAGAAACGAUAUCAUCGUCUUGACACCACAGAUUCUGCUGAAUUGUCUCAAAGAUAAACGAAUUCCAUCCUUGUCCCUAUUUACACUGUUGAUUUUUGAUGAAUGCCACAACACAACGAAAAACCACCCAUACAAUGUUUUAAUGAAGAUGUACAUCGAUCUCAAGUUGGGCACAAAGACAAGCAGUUUACCCCAGAUUGUCGGAUUGACAGCAUCACUUGGAGUUGGUGAUGCUAGCUCAUUCAACGAUGCAGUGAAUUAUAUUCUCCAAAUUUGUGCCAAUCUUGAUGCCGAAUCCAUAUCAACUGUACAAAAGAAUGUGGCAGAACUGAAUAAAUAUGUCUUUGUUCCAAAAAAACAUACUCGCCACACUGCCAGGCGUAAAAAGGAUCAAUUUGCAGACAUUAUCUCUCAGAUGAUGUCUCAAAUUGAAGCAAUGGCCAGGAACGUUUACAACAUUGGUAACCUUUCGCACAUCCAGAAUCGAAACUAUGGGACACAAAAGUUCGAGCAAUGGAUUAUUGAAGUGCAGAAAAAGUGCAAAGUCCUCCAAAUGGAUGACGUAGAAGAGGAAAGACGGAUCUGUCGGGCGCUUUUCACUUACACUGAGCACUUACGGAAAUACAAUGAUGCUUUGAUUAUCAAUGAUGAUGCCCGAACCAAAGAUGCUGUUGACUAUCUGGAGGAAUUUUUUAAUAAUGUGAAGGAGGGUGGAUAUGACGAGACCGAACAAAAGCUCACUGCGUUAUUUGAAGAUAAGAAACAGCAGCUGUUAGAAAUCGAUGCUGAUCCAAGCAAUGAGAAUCCCAAGCUGACUGAAGUGAAGAGCAUUCUGAAAGAAGAAUAUAAAAACAAUCCAGAAACCAAAACUAUCCUGUUUGUCAGAACCAGAGCACUUGCAGAUGCUUUGAGGAAGUGGCUAUUAGAGUGUCAGGCAUUGGCAUUCUUACAACCUGAAAUGUUGUUGGGAAGAUCCAAAAAUACAGGAAUGACUCUGCCCUUGCAAAAAGAAGUACUGACUUCAUUUAAAGGCAACAGUGGAACCAAAAUCCUUGUAGCAACAUCUGUUGCUGAUGAGGGAAUUGACAUAGCUCAGUGUAACCUCGUACUGUUGUACGAGUAUGUCGGUAAUGUUAUAAAGAUGAUUCAAACAAGAGGUCGUGGAAGAGCACAAAAUAGCAAGUGCAUUCUUAUUACCAGCAAAAGAGAGCAGGUUGAGAAAGACAUGCAUCAUUUUUUACAAGAGGAGAUGAUGUACAAAGCUAUUUGUGAAGUGCAACAGUUGGGACAGGCAGCCUUAGUCGAAAAGAUUAAUACCAUUCAAUUAAAUGAAAAGAGGAGGAGAGAAGUAGUUGAUAGUGUUCCAAAUAGAGAGAGACCAGAUGUCACUUGCCAGUUACUUUGUGGAAGAUGCAAACUGUAUGCAUGCAACUCUGAUGACAUAAGAGUCAUAGAGGAAUGUCAUCACACAGUUAUCGACAACUCUUUCCAGGAGCGCUAUUCAACUCAACCUCACAAGAAGCCAAAAGCCUUCAAUAAUUUUCAGAAAAGGCAAAAAUUGCACUGUAGAAACUGCAAGCAUGAUUGGGGAAUCACUGCAAACUACAAGGAGUUCAUUGAUCUCCCAAUAAUUAAAAUUGAGAGCUUUAUUCUUCAGGAUGUUACAACAUCUAAACAAAUCCCUGUGAGUAAGUGGAAGAACAUCCCAUUUUCAGUUAAGCUUUUUGAUGCCACAGAAAUGACCAAUAAAUAAUUGGUUGAGGAUAGUAGAAAGAGAGAGAGAGAAUCUCUUAUGAAAAUUCCUUUAGUCAAAGACAUUCCACAGUAAAACAAAAUGCUGAAACUACAUAGUAGCUUCAAGCAACAGAAUUAAAAAAAAAAUCACAUUUAAGUUGUAAAACUGUUCUGCUAAAUUAAAUUAAUUCUUUCAGCAUUGACAAUUUGCUGUUCUAUAUUUAACCACUUUGUUUUAGAACCAAUUUGGAUAUUCAUUAUACAAACAUUUCUUGCCCAUGUACUUCUUUCAGAAUCACCGUAAGCAUUAAUUCCCUUCUCUAGAGCUACACAUCAAUAAACAGAAAACCUACACUUCUAGAACAUGAACAUGUAACAGUUAGAAUAUUCAGUAAUUUUGUCAAAAUCUAUUUGAAUGUGACUUACCAUUGACCAGCACAGAAAAUGUUUCCACUCGUCAAUGCCUCUAAUGAUAGAUAUUUAAUCAAAGGAUAAUUAUUUAAAAAUCCAGUAAGAACUUUCCAUAGUUAUUAGAAUGUUGCCACACAGUGAAUUUGAGGCAAAUAACAAGAGCAAUCAAGACGAAACUAAACAUAAUAAGGAGACAGGAAUAAAGGAAUGUGCUGAUAGUUUAAGAUGAAGGUGGUUAGGAAGAAGCUCAUGGGGCACAUCAAUAUAGUCACUGACCAGUGGGGUCUGUAUCUGUGUACUUUACAUAAAGUUGUUCAGUGCUUCGAAUUUAAGCAAAUGGUGUUUAAAAUCAAUUGCAAUUAUUAUUAUAUGCAUUAACUUAACUUUCAUUUAAUAAUUAAAACAAACUGGAUUAAUCAUCAAUACUGCAUUUUACCUUUGUGAGAUUAGUAAUUAAAAGAAUUGCUGUCAAUUAAAA